Molecule: messenger RNA, 1653 nt
Organism: Anthostomella pinea
Lineage: Eukaryota; Fungi; Ascomycota; Sordariomycetes; Xylariales; Xylariaceae
Source: the annotation of a GenBank genome assembly
AUGGGACUGGCGGAAGAUGCCCCUCGAUCAGACGUUGAAAGUCAUCAGUCAGCGGAUAGCGAUCGCGAAUCCGACCAUCAUGUUCAAAAUGAAGCCGAGGACAGUACCCAGUCGCAAGACCUGGAAGCCCUCUCUCGCGUCUCCAGCGGACCACCAUACAGCGCCUUCUCGCCUGGCAUGAAGGCCUGGAUUGUGGCAAUGAACUCCGUAUCGGCAUUUAUAUCUCCCAUGACCGCCAACAUCUACUUUCCCGUCAUCCCAACGCUGGCGAAGGAACUUCACGUCACCGACGGACAGGUUCUUCUGACAGUGACGACAUACAUGAUUUUCCAAGCCAUAUCGCCCAUGUUCUUCGGCGAUUUCGGCGACGCUACUGGAAGACGUCCAGCUUUCAUCAUCGCCUUCACCAUCUACCUGGGGGCAAACAUCGGUCUCGCUCUUCAGCGGAGUUACAUCGCUUUGCUUCUGCUUCGUAUGCUGCAGAGUGCAGGUAGUAGUGGGACCUUAUCGCUGGUAUAUGGCGUGGUUGCUGAUAUCGCGCCAAGCUCGGAGAGAGGGAAGUACAUGGGAAUUGUAGGAGCUGGCAUAACGGUCGGUCCUGCCCUCGGCCCUGUCAUUGGCGGACUCCUCUCCCAGUAUCUCGGAUGGCCGUCGAUUUUCUGGUUCUUGGCCAUUGUCACCGUUGUCUGGAUGAUCCCAUAUAUUCUGGCCGUGCCUGAAACAGGACGCAAGGUGGUGGGGAACGGAUCGGUUCGUCCGCCUGUCUUGAACACGACUGUUGUGGACUAUCUUCGAUUCCGCCACCAGCCUCCAGACCCAACUACCAUUCGACGAAAGGCUCAAUGGCCCAACCCGAUCAACACACUGAAGGUCUUGGGCCACAAGGACAUGGCGAUGGUACUUGGCUUCAAUGCUACCGUCUUCAUAGGCUUCCAGAUUGUAACAGCUACUCUUUCCUCUCAAUUCAAGGAAAUAUAUGGCUACAACGAUGUGCAGUUGGGACUCUGCUAUCUACCAAUAGGUGGAGCGACCAUGAUUGCUAGUGUCGGUAAUGGAUUUCUCGCAGACUGGAACUUUCGACGGAUCGCGAAACAGAUGGGCGUUAAUGUCGACAGAAAGCGUGGAAACGAUCUUAAGGAUUUCCCCAUCGAGAAAGUUCGCAUUCAACUGAUCGUCCCUCUAAUCGCUGUCGGAAGCGUCUUUUACAUCAGCUAUGGAUGGAUACUCCACUUGAGGCUCUCUGUCGCCGUGCCAUUGGUCUGGACCUUCUUCAUUGGUUUAUGUGUGACAGGUUCAUUCCAGAUCAACAACCUCUUAAUCGUCGACCUCUAUGCCGAGGCACCCGCGACAGCGACGGCCGCGAACAACCUGUGUCGGUGCCUUACUGGAGCCUUGUUCACGGCUGUUAUCUCUCGUAUCAUCAGCAGCAUUGGAGUGGGGUGGGCGUUUACAUUGAUUGGUCUAAUCUUUACAUGCGCCUCGCCCUCGCUCUGGAUCAUCGUUAAGUAUGGACCGAAAUGGAGAGGACAACGUCUGCAGAAGGCGAGAGAACUAGCCGAGGAGCAGAAGGCAAAGGCCAAGGAGAAGACAUCUGUGGCCUCCGAAGGCAAUGGUGACGGCGUCGUUGCUUCGCCGCCUAUUAAAGCAGGCUGA